GGCAGGAAAAGGAAAUGAAAUGUCUAUUGGAAUGGACUAGAGAUAUUGUAAAUCACUUUUGGUAUUCUGCAGAUGUAUCAAAGUCUAUUCAAGAAUUCAUGGGCGUGUGGUGUGGAAUGAUACACCAUGUUGUUAAUGAGCAUGAAUGGUCUAUGUCGUACACUGACGAUGGAACAUAUUCCUGUAAACAUGGUCCGUUAUGUGAAGAGAGGGAAAAGGGUUGGUUGAAAGCUGGUUCACCAGCUCAUGAUGCUGCCAUUGGAAUUGUGAUGGACAAAAGAUUCAUUAAGAAAAUUCCUUACUACUUAAACUGCAGGAGCACAGCUGAAUUGGAAAAUUUCCAAAACUUGAUCCUUAAAUAUGCUUCCAAGCGCCAUUCUUUUAAUCCAGUUUCAUACAGAGCUCGCAAUCUGUUAGCAGCCCUGGAUAAUAAUGUUCAUUGCCAAAGGCAAAUGAUGGUCAACAAAGAUGGGAGCACUAGGUAAACUAUUAUUUUUUUAUGCCCCA
Mytilus californianus (California mussel) is the source of this 507-nucleotide messenger RNA. RefSeq lists its product as uncharacterized. Lineage: Eukaryota; Metazoa; Mollusca; Bivalvia; Mytilida; Mytilidae. The transcript is spliced from 3 exons. Bases 15 to 485 code for a protein of 156 amino acids. The record is from RefSeq and is a predicted model, not a curated record.